AUGUCCAGGUAUGUGCCCGUACACAAAAAAGCAUUUGGGUCAUUUAUGACGCGCCAACUGCAUGUCACAACACCCUCUGCAAAAAAGGCAACUACAAAGUACGCACGGCUGAUGCAAGCGAAUCAGCGUAGAGCCGUUGCAACGGCACAACGCACGACGGCGAGCCACGCUGAGGCGGACCAUCCCAAGGUGGGAAAAAAGGCACCAACUCGGCGUACAAGAACCAAGAUCAAAGGUGCGUUACGCGCAAAGAAAAGCACCGAAGAGCCAGCGCCCAAAAAAAUAGCGGAGCCGAGCACCCCGCCUCCCAAGCCGGCCCCCGCGCUCAAAUCGCACAAACGCCUGCCAAAAUCUACCACAUUACUGUAUGGGGAGGAAGCACAGAAAGCCCGAAUGGUGCGCCUGGAACAGUCGCACGACAGCGAUGCAAAAGCAGGCCGACUUUCGCCGAACGACGUUCUAAUUGAGACGGUCGAGCCACUGCGCGAGAUGCAAAUAGCUUCGUUGGCACACGGACUGGACCGCGUUCUGUUCAACACAGGCAUCCAUUGGUUACGAGACAAAAACUCUGGUAUAUACAAUUUUGACCCGCGCAUCCGGAACGUGCUGGACGUCGACCUCUUUGACUAUGGCGCACUUCCACCCUACCUCACCUCGAGCCGUGAUCCCGAGCUUUUAAAAAUCACGGAGAAAGAGAAGAAAAAGUAUUGCGGGAGUACGAGCAGCAUGACAGGCUUGCUAAGCCACUGCUAUUACCUGCUGAGCCGAUGGAAAGAGCCGGAACUGAAGGGAUUUAGCGCGAGCUUUGGGGAUAUGUCUACGGGAUUUAGCGAAGGCGCCAAGCUCCCUGUCUCCAUCUGCCUUACGCGUCAGCCUACAGGCUUUUAUGCGAUCGACGCGGACAAAGUGACCGAUGGGGACAUUGAUAACAACAAUUAUGUGCUCACGUCACUAGGCAAGAGUCUGGAGAAAUUUUUAACGGCAGCACCAGACGAAUACGCCAAGUACGAGCGUGUCAACAGCUGGAAACUUGACAAGGAAGCGCGCGAGCGAAAAGAAGCCUACCACUACGCCAAGACGUCCAAGCUGCUCAUGCGCUCGCAACUCGACUGCCAAGAUUUGCGGUUGCCGCGCAAGACAUUUGACUUGAAGACACGCGCGGUCGUUUCCGUGCGACACGAUCGUGCAAAUUAUGUCGAAGCAGGCGGCUACCAGAUCGAUCAUGUGAAUGGACUUUGGGAAUCGUUCGAGCGCGAAUAUUGGGAUAUGGCACGCGCAGCGUUCCUCAAGUACAAUUUCCAGGCGCGAAUUGGUCAUAUGGACGGCAUUUUUGUUGCGUACCACAACACCGCGCAGAUAUUUGGCUUCCAAUACAUCAGCCUGGACGAAAUGAACAAGGCGCUGUUUGGGAGCACCGAGAUGGGUGAUAUGGCGUACCGGCUAUGCCUCGGCCUGCUCGAGCAGAUCCUGGACAAGGCCACGGAAACCUUCCCUGAUGAAUCGCUGCACAUUUCGCUUGAGACGCGGUUUGGUACAGGGACCAUGCAUGUGAUAGUGCAGGGCGCAGAGAGCAAAAAAAUUACACAGCUGGACGUUUCGAUGGACAGGUAUUUAAACGACGCGCUGGUUCGUGGGCCUGUGGAUGCCACUGCACUGUACGGUCCACUCAGCGAAGCACAACUCGAGGAUAUGCGCUGCGGUCGCACCAAGUUACCGGGCAAAAAAGGUUUGUCGUGGCACGUAGAGUAUGCCAUCGCGCCUCGGCACGACCUCACUGAAGACCAAAUCCGCAAACAUUUGGGCGAAAUUCGCAGGCGGCAGCAAGCACUUCAAGUCAUGUGCCAACCGAAUGUCGACUUGCUGAACGCGCGCGAAGAGCAUCGUGUGAAUGUGUUGGCGAAGCGAUCCAAGUCUCUCGGCCGUUUUUUGCACGAGCGCGAAAAUGGCAUUGCGGUCGGCAUGCCUCUUGCACCGGGCCAGCUCUCUACGCGCGAACUUGUGAAGAAAAAAGCGCCGUCUGUGGCGAACAGUAUUCCCCAGCCACCCAACCAUGGCGACCAGCAGAUCAAAUGGCAACGUAUGCCCGAUGUAACGACACGCAAGCUGCGUGACUUGAGCCGGCAUGGACGUGAGCGCGCAGAGGCAAGAGAGGCAAACGACCCUCUCAAACUGUAUGAUACUACGUAG
Molecule: messenger RNA, 2187 nt
Organism: Malassezia vespertilionis
Lineage: Eukaryota; Fungi; Basidiomycota; Malasseziomycetes; Malasseziales; Malasseziaceae
Exons: 2
Coding region: 1-2187 (728 amino acids)
Biological process (GO): mitochondrial RNA 5'-end processing
Cellular component (GO): mitochondrion; mitochondrial envelope
Source: RefSeq, a predicted model, not a curated record